AUGCAGCAGCGUGGAACCGUUCGCCGCCGCUCCAUUGAAUCCGACAACGACCCCACCAUCACCCAGCGACCCAGCAGGAGACCCCGUCACGCCACUUCCGCCACCCAUUCGCACUCUUCCAGCAUGGGCGCUCCAACCGCGAUUCACAAUGGGGCGAACAACGGCGUAGCCACUGGCGUCACCGACGACGCCGCCUACGAGGAGGGUCCUUACAUUCCGCCUCCCUCUGUUCUCGACCAGAUCCGCCCGUACGAGCCGGCGGGAACGCUCAUGUACGAGGACGACCGGGACUGGAAGCCCCAGGAAGUCGAUGUGUCGAUGGACGGCACAGACAGCAGUGGCGAACCUGCCGCGCCCCCCAUCAGGAAGCAGGACUAUAGCAAGCGCAUGCCUAUCGACCGCGAGGAGAUCGUGCGCCUCAUGCUCCAGGGCCUCGAAGAUCUCGGCUACCAACAGGCUGCGUCCGUUCUGUCCAAGGAGUCUGGGUUCACGACGUCUUCGCCCGCCGCUGCCGAGUUCCAGGAAGCGAUCCUGGGCGGCCGGUGGUCCGAGGCCCUGCAUUUGCUGCCUGAGCUCGGUAUUGUCGAUCACGCAGCGUCGAUGGCCGCGGAAACAUCGUCUUCGCGUAGCAGCAUUGCGUCCGGCAAGACAAAGGCGGCUGAUCCCGCCGAGGCGCAGUCCCCGGCCAACAAGGCGCGCUUCCUGAUUGCCCGACAGAAGUACCUCGAGCUUCUCGAGGGCGGCCAGCAGAAGAAAGCGCUCGCCGUGUUGCGAAGCGAGCUUGCCGCCGCCACGACGCAGGACCCCGAGGCCCUGCACGACCUGUCUGGGUUUAUGAUGUGCCUCGAUCAAGACGAGCUGUACGAGCGAGCCAAGUGGGACGGUGCCGCUGGAACGUCCAGGCGACUUUUGCUGGAGCGGUUGCAGGAGCACAUCUCGCCCAAAGUCAUGCUGCCCUCACGACGGCUGGCGACUCUGCUCGACCAGGCGCGCCAGCACCAGCAGCUGUCGUGUCUGUACCAUGACGACAACGAGCCGGUCUCGCUGUACAACGACCACCAGUGCGAGAGCGGCACGUUCCCGACAGUCACGACGCACAUAUUGCAGGACCACACGGACGAGGUCUGGCGCAUCGAGUGGAGCCCGUCCGGUGACAUGCUUGCCUCCGCCAGCAAGGACCGAACAGUCAUGAUCUGGAAGCUUAAGCCACCAGAGCAUGAGGGUAUGGACUAUGGCAUCGAGGUCUCGCACCGCCUGUCUGGACACACGGCGCCCGUCGAUGCCCUCGCGUGGUCGCCCGACAGCAAGACGCUCGUGACGUGCUCGGACAAGCAGGUCUACCUCUGGGACGCCGUGACGGGUGCGCGCAAGCACGUCCCGAACAGCACGAGUCCGCACACAGACACGAUCAGCGCCGUGCAGUGGCUCCCGGACGGGUCCAAGUUUGUCGUAUCGUCGCUCGACUGCUAUCUCGUCUUCUACGAUGCGUCCGGCACGGUCCUUCACAAGUGGAAUAUUAACAGUAUCCAAAUUAGUGACUUUGCGAUCACGCCGGACGGCUCCAAGCUCGUUGCCGCGACGACAAUCUUAAAGCGCACGAACCCGGGCGGGAACGGAAAGAUGAAGCCGUCGAUCAGCGCGCGGGUCGUCGAUGGCACUGACACGGCGACGUGGGCCGAGGACGGGCUGCAGUACAACAACAUGGACCACGGACUCGUCGUCAUCAACCUCGCCGAUAGGGAUAUCGUCGAGUACGUGACGGACAUGAAGUGCAGCGGUGUCACGUCCAUCAAGCUGAGCCACGACGGGCGGCGUGCUCUGAUCAGCUGCACGCCCGACCAAAUGCAGCUGUACAGCCUCGACCCGCAUCCUCACUUUGUGCGCCAGUACAUGGGCCACGUCCAGUCGCGCUUCCUGAUUAGGAGUGGGUUCGGCGCGCCCAAGGACCGUUUCGUGCUCUCUGGCUCCGAGGACGGACACGUCUAUGUCUGGCAGAGCAACUCGAACACGCCCCUGCACGUCCUCUCGGGACACACGGACACGGUGAACGCCGUCGCGUGGAACCCCGUGCUGAGCCGCAAGCUGUUCGCGAGCUGCAGCGACGACCACCAGAUCCACAUCUGGCAGCCACCAGGAGGCCGAGUGGAGUAA
Messenger RNA from Trichosporon asahii var. asahii CBS 2479, 2151 nucleotides. RefSeq names its product negative regulation of gluconeogenesis-related protein. The coding region runs from base 1 to 2151 and encodes 716 amino acids. The transcript has a single exon. Gene Ontology annotation, biological process: proteasome-mediated ubiquitin-dependent protein catabolic process. Gene Ontology annotation, cellular component: GID complex. The record is from RefSeq and is a predicted model, not a curated record. Gene Ontology annotation, molecular function: protein binding. Lineage: Eukaryota; Fungi; Basidiomycota; Tremellomycetes; Trichosporonales; Trichosporonaceae.